Molecule: messenger RNA, 372 nt
Organism: Xenia sp. Carnegie-2017
Lineage: Eukaryota; Metazoa; Cnidaria; Anthozoa; Malacalcyonacea; Xeniidae
Exons: 4
Coding region: 46-372 (108 amino acids)
Source: RefSeq, a predicted model, not a curated record
AAAAUAUGGACAAAGUGCUCCUCUUUACCAUUGUGGAUUAAGAACAUGUAUUCAACACUGAACAGCAACUCAUUUGAUGAGUUUCGGUAUCAUCGGCAUUUGUUGAGAAAUGGUUACCCGCUUGUAAAGCAACAUGUCCCAGGGAGAUAUUUGUGCCCUCUUUGUCCCAAACCUGAUGAAGCUGGUACUCUGAUUGAAUCAAUGGAUGCUUGUUUUGGUCUUGUGAGAAAAAAGACUUCAGGGAAGGCUCAAUUCUUGUCAAGGCAUAAUUCCAUUUUGUUCCACAAUCAAGAAGAAGUUGAUUCAUUUGUUGAUAACUACACUUCAAGUGCUGAACAAGCUAAAACUGUAAGUAUUGGGAAAUGUGGUUGA